AUGAAGUCGCUGAAUACCAGUACAAAUAGCCAGAAACAAGUAAUUGAAACUCGUCUUAUUCCAAGAUUAGUGACUUUUCGCACAGGAAGAUCAAGGAAAUUGCAGACGGCUUUAGAAAAACGACACUCCAACGACGCGGCUUACCGAAUGCUUCUGAGAAGAAUCAUUAGCAAAAAGACGACUAUAAUUAGAGCGAUGCAGGACUAUGAUACCUGUAAAACGGGUAAGUAA
Rodentolepis nana is the source of this 231-nucleotide messenger RNA. NCBI's taxonomy places the organism in Eukaryota, Metazoa, Platyhelminthes, Cestoda, Cyclophyllidea, Hymenolepididae. The record is from the annotation of a GenBank genome assembly.